Messenger RNA from Strongylus vulgaris, 744 nucleotides. NCBI's taxonomy places the organism in Eukaryota, Metazoa, Nematoda, Chromadorea, Rhabditida, Strongylidae. The record is from the annotation of a GenBank genome assembly.
AUGAAUGCUGUGGAAACAUCGAAAAAUGUUGCCAUUCAAGGAGGUACUGUUGGCUUAGGUGCUGCUGUUGUUGCUACUCAGAUUGGUCUGGCUCUAUCAGCAGGAGGAGCAAACUUGAUCUUAAACACCAUCGGUGGGGCUCAAAAUGCCGGCCAACGUCUUCUCGCUUCUGUGCGCGAAGCUGAGAAGAUGAUGGAAGAGAAGAUUUGGGGUGCCAUUGCUGAAGGACAACGUGUUGCUCAGAUUCCUGUCGAUAAGCUCGCCGAAAGCACAAAUGCCUUUCUGGAUGUGAUCAGUGUGCUCGUUGAACGAUCUCUUGGAGUUACUGUUGAAGAAGUUCCUGAAAGUUCAGUCAAAGAUAGAGUUUCAAGAUUGGCGCGUAAGAUCGUAGAAGCCCUUAGCAACAAGGUAUUUCUACUCGUUUUGUACCGAUUGAACACUGUUUCGCAUGUGGUUGUUCAGGCUCAUACCCAUGUGAUUGAUCCCGUCAAUGUCCAGCUUCACACACUUCUCGAACAGCUUCGCAAAAGUUUCAUUUUGGCAGAUUUAGUUCGUGAGAAACGCGAAUGGGCCUUGGAGAAAGUUGGAGAAUUGUCUGCUUCUGUUUCUGAUGUAAAGACUCGCAUCGAAAAUGAAGCCAAGCUGUACAAGGCUAAGCCAGAAGAGCUUCUAAUGAAGAGCAUACGGAACACAUCCAUUCAGCUUAGGAAUAACUUGCAGCAGUUGAAGAACAAUGGACAAAAA